AUGUCAAAGCCAAAGGUUGGAAUCAAGGGAUUUGGACGCAUCGGCCGUCUCGUGUUGGGCGCAGCCGCUCGUAGUCCGACACCGUCGAUGCUGUUUGCCGUCCACGAUCCGUCCAUUGACAUCGGCUACAUGGUUUACAUGUUCACGUAUGACUCCACUCACGGACGCUUCCAAAGGGAGAAGUUCGAGCUGAUGGAAACACCCUCAUCGUUUCCAAGGAGGGAAAGGGCACCCACAAGAUUGCCGUCUUCAACAGCCAAUUUUGAGAUUUCUAUGGUCAUCAUUUCUGCUCCAUCCGCUGAUGCGCCAAUGUUUGUGAUGGGAGUCAACGAGAAUCUCUAU
Messenger RNA from Mesorhabditis belari, 342 nucleotides. The record is from the annotation of a GenBank genome assembly. Lineage: Eukaryota; Metazoa; Nematoda; Chromadorea; Rhabditida; Rhabditidae.